Molecule: messenger RNA, 1567 nt
Organism: Lytechinus variegatus (green sea urchin)
Lineage: Eukaryota; Metazoa; Echinodermata; Echinoidea; Temnopleuroida; Toxopneustidae
Exons: 6
Coding region: 209-1558 (449 amino acids)
Molecular function (GO): protein binding
Source: RefSeq, a predicted model, not a curated record
UCCUCCAACGAUUGCGGACCUAUCGGUGCGUCGAACUUCAGAUGAUACUGGCAACAUUGCUGUACUAUUCUCCUGCCAGGUAGAUGCUAGACCAAAAGCAUAUUCCAUCUACUGGUUCUUCAAUGGAUCAAGAUUGGAGAAUGCUUCCGAUGUCACGAUCAAUCAGUUUGACCGACCAGGAAGUGAAACACUUAGAACAAGCACGCUGAUGAUAACGAAUCCAAAAAGGGAAGGAGAGUACGUAUGUGAGGCUACGACACCGGUUGGCAACGACAGUGACGCCAUCAUCUUUAACUUGUCCAUCCCAGAUCCACCUUCUCGGCUCAUCGUCCACCAAAACCAGACGACAUCUUCAACUCUCUUCGUUGCCUGGCAACCAGGGUUCAAUGGUGGGUUUAAUCAGACGUUCAAUCUGGAAUACUGUUCAAACGACACAGCAGCGAUGGAGGAAGAAUGUGGUGUUAUCACCAACCUGACACAACAAUUCUUUACCCUGGAUGGACUGAAAGCGUUCACAUGGUACCGAUUAACACUAUGGGCAGAGAACAGCGCAGGGAAUAGUAGCACUGUGACUGCAAUGGCUUCAACAGCUCGUAUGUUCAAUUCAAUUCAAAUUUAUUUCCACUACUCCUUGUAUAAAUUGGCGAAAAAGCACUACUGUACAAGUAUUACUAUUUUUUUCAUUCAUCUUCAUUUUACAGGCGUAAGCAUUACUCGAGUCGGGGUGGGACAAGUACUUCAUAUACAGAAAGCAAAUCAGUCGUUGGGUGAAGUUUGUUUUGUUUUGAAGUCCUCCAAUGAGAGCUGUGCUCUCCUGGAUAAAUCAAAGUGCAUUUACCCCACGAAAGGCAUUAAAGAGGUCAGCGUUGACGCGGUUGAUGAUGUUGUUGUGACCUACGGAAGAGGGUUAUGCAGUGAACCAGCUAAUAUAACAGAUCAACCUGGUCCGACAGUUCCAUCAAGUGAUCAAGGAACUCCAUACAUGAUAAUUGCUAUUGGUGUGAUUGCUUCAAUCAGCGUCAUCAUAGUAAUCUCACUUGGUCUCAUGUACUUUAAUGGAUUGAUGUGCUGUACCAAACGAAAGAAAGAUAACGGCGAUCAACCAGAAGGCCGAACGGUGGAUGAGGAUGGCUUGGUAUACAUCUCAGUGGCGCACGACCGCACCCAUCCCCCUAAUGCCCCACCCAUACAGACAGAGGAACCAACCAUCUACGCCUCCCUCAACAAAGACGCCACGAAACAUCGCAAGGGAGAGAUGGAAUACUCGGACACAAAUGCAACAACACCCGACGGCCAACCCAUGUACGGGAAUUACUUAGUCAAACAGAGGAAACAGGAACAGGCCAGAAUGCCACCACCGGUACAGGCGGAUGAUGCGUCCUAUAGAGCCGACGGAAGCAGAAGAUCAGAAGGAGCUAUCGGACCGACCAUGCCAGACGGCCAACCAAUGUACGGUAACUACUUGGUAAAAAUGAGAAAAGAACAGGAAAGGGCUGAGCAGGAAAGGGCAGAGCAGAUGGCUGGCACCUAUAAUUUCUUCGAAAUGUACAGUAUCUAGCUCUCAAUA